This is a messenger RNA of Rotaria socialis, 1584 nucleotides long. The record is from the annotation of a GenBank genome assembly. NCBI's taxonomy places the organism in Eukaryota, Metazoa, Rotifera, Eurotatoria, Philodinida, Philodinidae.
AUGAUUUUGACGUUAGAAGAUCUUCCAAAUGAAAUACUUCUUUUAAUCUUUAAUCAUUUGCCAAUUAUCGAUAUUCUUUACUCAUUUUAUCGUCUCAAUCAUCGAUUUACAUUACUAAUUCAAACAUUCAAAGAUCUUCAUAUUGAUUUUUCAUGUCAACCUUUGAGUAAAACUCAAUUUAUUUGUAUUAUAAAUCAACUUCAUUCAUUAGAUAUUAAAUCCAUAAAGAUAUCGAAUCGUUAUUAUGUUGAUGCCAUAACAUUUUUUGUUACACAUAUUCUGCCUAAUCAACUUAUUCAUUUUCGAUCACUUCUACUUACUGAUGCUGAUCGAAAUACAAUCGUAAAAAUUGUACACAACUACCCUAAAUUAACAUCACUUUCCAUAGAAUCAUCACUGUGGCGUUCAAUGCCUCGUCGUUUUCUUCCUCAUUUUUCAAAUUUAACGCAUUGUCGUUUACCAACGCUUGAUUUACUAAAUGGUUGUCAUUUGAAAAUAAUCGAUCUUACAUUAGAUCAUUGUACAAGUGAUAAUCUUAUUCAAUUGAAUACUACUGUUCCUCAUGUACGUUGUCUUACAUUGAUAUUAACUAACAAUACAAAUAUUCCUCCUUUAAUCAAUUUUCCUAUUGACUUGAUUUCUCUUAAACUUAUAUUACGAUCUGUUUUAUUUAACGAAUUAAAACGAUUAAUAAUGAUGAUAAAAUAUGUUAAAAAUUUAACUGUAUCAUUUAGUAAUACAGAACAUGAAGUUCAUUGUUUUGAUGAAUAUUUAUUAGGCGAAUGUUGGUUUUCAAUUAAUCAAUAUGUUGAAAAUCUUCAAUUUAGCAUUAUUGUAAAUCAAACAUUUGCAGUAUUUUUAAUGUCGAAUCUUAUUUCAAAUUUUAAUUGGUUCCAAAGAAAAAUAGUUUGUCAACCAAUUGAUGACACCAAUGGUUAUCAUCUAUUUUCAUUACCUUUUAUUGACGACAUAUAUACCAUUAAUACAAAUCAUCUUCAAAAUAUUAUGAUCAGUAGCAAGGAUUUUAUUCGUGUAAAUCAUCUUCAUUUAACUAUUCCUAAUAAUGAUAUUCAAUCGUCUUUCAAUUUUUCAUCAAAUUUUAUUUUUCAAAAUUUAAAAAAAUUGACUGUAAUUUCUCAUCGUGUUAAUGAUAUGAUGAGGUCUUUUAUUGAUAAUGUUAUGAUCAAUACUCGUCUUCAAACAUUAGAACUUCGUUUUACAAUAACGAACAAUGGUUGUCGUAAAUGGUUUGAUAGAUUUAUUUAUUACCUUCCAUCAUCAAUUCAUACAUUAAUAUUGAGUACAACAUGUACAACAUUUCUUUCAGAUAUGUUAGAUAAUAAUAGUACAUUACUUCCAAAUAUAAAACGUCUUAUCUGUUCAGUAAAAAAUCAAGAUCAUUUUGAUACGUUAAUAUUACUUUUAUUGGAAACAAUCCAUGGAAAACCAUUGAUCUAUUUGAAUAUUUCAUUAGAAAAUUCAAGUAAAUCAUCCAGUUUAUUGUCAGGUUGGCUAUUGAAAACAAGUUAUUUGGAAAAAGCAACAAUAAAAUGCUCGGAUCGACAAUGUGCUAUUUGGAUUUAG